Messenger RNA from Misgurnus anguillicaudatus (oriental weatherfish), 5949 nucleotides. It is a transcript of the gene ptprua, whose product is annotated as protein tyrosine phosphatase receptor type Ua. The record is from RefSeq and is a predicted model, not a curated record. Gene Ontology annotation, biological process: protein dephosphorylation. Gene Ontology annotation, molecular function: protein binding; protein tyrosine phosphatase activity. Gene Ontology annotation, cellular component: membrane. NCBI's taxonomy places the organism in Eukaryota, Metazoa, Chordata, Actinopteri, Cypriniformes, Cobitidae.
UAGUUUGUCUUGACGUCAGCGGGCUGAUCUGAGGUCUGCGCUGCGCGUGUCUGGAUGAAAGUCAGUCGCGCGGUAGCGGGAUAUUUACCACACUUACCGUAGUAUAUUUCAGCUGCUUUACCUUGCGGACUAAACAUGAAAGUGUUCGUCUUUCUGCUGUUUCUCACGGCCAGGAGCUGCGCUGACAGUCUGGACGGGCCAACAGCCGGCUGCACAUUUGAGGAAGACUCGGACCCCGGGCUCUGUGAAUACAGACAGGCAGAGGAAGAUGAUUUUGAUUGGCAGCUAGUACGGACCUACAGCUUGCCGCACGUGAGCUCUGACCUCACACGGGGUUCUUACCUGUUGGUGAACUCGUCUCAGUAUGGUCCAGGGCAGCGGGCUCAGCUCAUGUUACGUCCCCUGAGUGAGAAUGAUACACACUGUGUUCAGUUCAGUUAUUUUCUGUACAGUCGGGAUGGACACAGUCCCGGCGCUCUGAGUGUGUAUGUGCGUGUGAACGGUGGAUCGCGGGGAAACGCCGUGUGGAAUGUCUCCGGCUCUCAGGGCCGACAGUGGCAGCAGGUGGAGAUUGCCGUUAGUACCUUCUGGCCCAGUGAGUACCAGAUCAUAUUUGAGGCCACAGUCUCACCUGAGCAGAAGGGUUACAUCGGUCUGGAUGAUAUAGUGCUGUUAAACUAUCCUUGCUAUAAAGUGCCUCAUUUCUCCAGGCUGGGUGAUGUGGAGGUGAAUGCAGGACAGAACGCCACAUUUCAGUGUGUGGCAACCGGACGUUCGGUGAAGUCGGACCCCUUCAUGAUGGAGAGGCGGAAUGGUGUUCUUAUGUCACCGUACUCGGUGACAUCAUCGGUAGGUGAACGUCGACUGGUUGCAUGGUUCCAGGUGGGUGGAGCUCAACGUGGAGAACAAGACCUUUACCGGUGCAUUACUCAGUCCACAUAUGGAGCCGCUGUGUCAAACUUCGCUGAACUUAUCGUCAGAGUCCCACCCACACCGAUAGCUCCGCCUCAGCUCCUACGCUCAGGCCCCACCUACUUGAUCAUCCAGCUCAACACAAACUCUAUAGUGGGUGAUGGGCCGGUGAUCCGCAGAGAGAUCGUGUACAGGGCCAGUCACUCUCCCUGGUCAGAAACGCAUGGAGUCAACUCACUGACUUAUAAAGUCUGGCACCUGGAGCCAGAUACAGAAUAUCGCAUCAGUGUCCUUCUCACUCGACCCGGAGAAGGUGGAACAGGGCCAGCCGGACCGCCGCUGGUCAGCAGAACCAAAUGUGCAGAGCCCAUGCGUCCCCUCCGAGGUUUGACGGCUACAGAGAUUCAGUCCCGUCAGCUGCUGCUUCAGUGGGAGCCGGUGGGCUACAACCUGACGCGCUGUCACACCUACUCCCUGUCACUGUGCUACCGUUACUCAACAGCCACCGGGGGCGGAGCCGGGGGCAAUAACGCCACCGUGAGGGAGUGUCUGUCGGUGGAGAGAAACACCUCCCGUUUCACGCUCAGAGAUCUGCCGCCGUUUCAUGCCGUGCACGUGAGACUGGCACUGGCCAAUCCAGAGGGCAAGAAAGAGAGCCGGGAGGUGACCUUUCAGACAGACGAAGACAUUCCAGGCGGCAUCGCCCCCGAGUCUUUAACCUUUACGCCAUUGGAUGAUAUGAUCUUUCUGAAGUGGGAGGAGCCUUUGGAGCCCAAUGGUCUGAUAACCCAGUAUGAGAUCAGCUACCAAAGCAUUGAAUCAUCUGACCCUGGCAUUAAUGUACCUGGUCCACGGCGCACUGUCUCCAAACUGAAGAAUGAGACAUAUCACAUGUUCUCAGGACUUCACCCUGGUACCACCUACCUGGUGUCUGUUCGUGCCCGCACGGCCAAGGGAUUUGGCCAGACCGCCCUAACCGAGAUCACCACCAACAUCUCAGCUCCUGCCUUUGAUUAUGAAGACAUUCCCUCUCCACUGAGUGAAUCUGAGAGCACCAUCACGGUUCUUCUGCGUCCAGCUUUAGGACGGGGAGCACCUGUGAGCACGUAUCAUGUGGUGGUGGUGGAGGAGGACGGCUCCAGGCAGGUGAGGAGAAGAGAGCUGGGUCACUUGGAGUGUUUCCCCGGACCGUCCUCUCAUGGGGAGACUUCGGGGGGAGGAGGAGCGAGUGGUUCACCGCCUCAUUACUACACAGCCGAACUCCCUCCCAGCAGCCUGCCUGAGGCCACGCCUUUCACUGUCGGCGACAACCACACCUACAACGGUUACUGGAACACACCGCUGGACCCCAGCAAAAACUAUGUCAUCUAUUUCCAGGCCUCCAGUAACUUCAGAGGGGAGACCCGGAUUAACUGCAUUCGGAUCGCUCGUAAAGUGGCCUGUAAGGACCACAAGCGUGCUCUGGAGGUAUCCCAGCAUGCCGAGGACAUGGGGUUGAUCCUGGGAGCGUGUGCCGGAGGUCUGGUCGUUCUUAUCCUACUUCUGGGAGCCAUUGUGAUUGUUGUCAAGAAGGGAAGGGACAUCUAUGCGUACCCCUAUUACCCCAGGAAGAAGGUCAACAUCAACAAAGCGGUGAUGACGUAUCGUCAGGAGAAAAGCCGGAAGCUGGGCUCACUGGACUGCAGCACAACCGAACACAGCACCCUUCAGCAGGACGACCGAACCACACACACCUUUAUAGAUUCACAUAACUGCACUGCACGGAACGAACAACGCAGCACAGUGAACGAGUCCAGCAGUCUGCUUGGUGGAUCUCCCAGAAGACACUGCAGGAGAAAAAGUUCCCCGUACCACACAGGACAGCUUCACCCGGCUGUGAGAGUGGCUGACCUGCUCCAGCACAUCAACCAGAUGAAGACAGCAGAGGGCUAUGGAUUCAAACAGGAGUAUGAGAGCUUCUUUGAUGGCUGGGACAUAAGUGAAAAAAAGGACAAGUCCAAGGGCAGACAUGACACCCUGCUGGGGCAAGAUCGUCACCGUGUCAAGAUGCAUUCCCUUCUGGCUGAUCCUAACUCAGACUACGUCAAUGCAAACUACAUUGAUAUUCGGAUAAACAGGGAAGGUUACCAGCGCUCCAACCAUUUCAUCGCCACACAAGGGCCUAAACAGGACAUGAUCUAUGACUUCUGGCGCAUGGUUUGGCAAGAGAACUGCUACAGCAUCGUCAUGAUCACCAAACUGGUGGAGGUGGGGAGAAUGAAAUGCUGUAAAUACUGGCCCGAUGACAGUGAGCUAUACGGAGACAUAAAAAUCACUUUACUGAAAACUGAAACAUUGGCAGAAUACACAGUGCGCACCUUUGCCAUGGAAAGGCGAGGUUACCCAGCCAAGCAUGAAGUCUGCCAGUUUCACUUUACAUCGUGGCCGGAGCACGGCGUCCCAUUUCACGCUACAGGACUGCUGGGCUUCCUACGACGGGUGAAAGCGUCCACACCCCCUGACGCCGGGCCGGUGGUGGUUCACUGCAGUAUGGGCGCUGGCCGCACGGGCUGUUACAUCGUACUGGACGUGAUGUUGGACAUGGCGGAGUGUGAGGGUGUGGUGGACAUUUAUAACUGUGUGAAGACGCUUUGCUCACGACGUAUAAACAUGAUCCAGACUGAGGAGCAGUAUGUGUUCAUACACGAUGCCAUACUGGAAGCCUGUCUGUGCGGAGAGACUUCAAUCCCUAUCAGCGAGUUUUCUCUCACCUAUAAGGACAUGUUGAGUGUGGACUCUCAGACCAACACCUCUCAGCUCAGAGAAGAGUUUCAGACCCUUAACUCCGUCACCCCUCACCUGGACGUGGAGGAGUGCAGCGUGUCACUGCUACCACGCAACCGAGAGAAGAACCGCAGCAUGGACGUGCUGCCGCCCGAUCGCGCCCUCGCCUUUUUGGUCUCCACCGAGGGAGACGGCAACAACUACAUAAAUGCAGCACUGAUGGACAGCUUUCUUCAUCCGGCCGCGUUUGUGGUGACCCCUCAUCCUCUACCCGCCACCACCACAGACUUCUGGAGGCUUGUGUUUGACUAUGGCUGUACCUCUAUUGUCAUGCUCAACCAACUUAACCAAUCUAACUCAGCCUGGCCUUGUCUUCAGUAUUGGCCUGAAACGGGUAUGCAGCAGUAUGGACCCAUGACUGUUGAACUGCUUUCCAGGUCCACUGAUGAGAAUGUAGUCACACGUCUAUUCAGUGUGAACAAUAUCACACGGUUGCAAGAAGGUCAUCUCGUAGUGCGACAUUUUCAGUUCCUGCGCUGGUCGGCUUAUCGCGAAAUUCCAGACUCCAAGAAGGCCUUCCUUAACCUGCUGGCACAAGUGGAAACGUGGCAGAGGGAAUGUGGAGAUGGUCGCACUGUAGUGCACUGUCUAAAUGGCGGCGGACGUAGUGGCACUUUCUGCGCUUGCACCAUGAUAAUGGAGAUGGUGCAUCAUCACGAAAUGGUGGACGUGUUCUACGCAGUGAAGACCCUUCGCAACUCCAAGCCCAACAUGGUGGAGUCUAUGGAGCAGUACCGGUUCUGCUAUGAACUAGCUCUGGAGUACCUAGAGUGUUUAGAGGUCAGAUAACACUAUAGCUCAUGACCAGGAUCAACAUCAACUUCUCUAUCUUGCCUCUAUAUGUCCUUUUGCUUGGGCCAACCUGGCCCACAUGAACGAGCCUUUCCGUCCUCCAAUGAGAAUGCACAUCUACAUCAAGAGUCGGAAUGUGAGACUACGCACAUUUCUUUUACCUUCAACCUCUUUGUGCACUUUUGUUUUCGAUGUUUCCUCCUAUAUUGUGCCAGAUAUUCCUGCCAAACCCUUUGGGGCAUCGAUGAGAUUUUACCAACUUUGAGAUCAAUAUGUACAUCUUUGAUCGUGUGACUGGGCCAAACAGCCACUUCUCUCUGCUUUACAUAGCAAGCAGGAGAAAACACGCUGUAAUCGAAACCGCGACAGCGACAAAAUGGGUGAUGUGUACGUGCAUUAUGUGUAUUGUUAUACUCUGUACAUGGUGUAGUCUGCUGUGGCAAUGCCCCUGAUUUUAGCAGAAAGGAUACCUUGAAUGUGAGGAUGCGAUUCUUGAUGGAGGUUUUCUUUACAUUAUAGGGCGGCUUCCCAGACAGGGCCCAGACUAUAAUGCAUAUUUGAUAUGCCUUAAAUUUAAAAACACUUUGUCCUGACAUAUCUUGACAUAUAUUAGUGGCAUUAGAUGCACACCAGCAUCAGUUUGUUUGUAAAAACUAUUUUAAUGUCCUAAUAUAACUAAGUCCUAAUCCUGGAUUAAUCUAAACCCUGUCCGGGAAACUGCCCCUGAAUGAUUUAAAGAUGGUGUGUAAUUUUUUCAAUGUUGAACUACUAUCAUAUCUCACCUUCAUAUGUAGAGACAACUAUAAGCAUUUUUAAAACGAGAUGCUGUUGCCCCCUAAAAACAGCAAUAUUGUAUCAAGCAAUUGCAUGCUUUAAAUGGAAAUAGCUCAAAAACAAGGGAGAUUUGAACGAAUCAUUAUUUUCACAGUUUUUAUUGUUGAAGCUAGCAGUGCAAAAAUGACAUUAUCUUUAAAUCAAGAUGUAUUAACUGGUCAGCAUUUUGGCAGAACAAAUACAAAGAUGGUUUUAGGUUUUUUUCCCUUAUUUUUUCUGUAUAUAUAAUCUAUAUUUUACAAAAAGAAAGUGUUUCUAGAUGUUGUCUUUAAUGUGCCAACUCAUUAUUUUUUGUAUGCGUGUGCGUGUGUUUGAGAAGAUGCUCGCUCAUGGAUAAGCAUGCCUGUUUCAUGUAUCAUUGCGAUCCAUUGUGACCCGGUCUGCUUUGGGUUUCUUAUGCCAGGUGCCCGCUGUCUAUGAGUACAGUAAUAAAAAAAAAAAAAUACACACAUAUAUGAAUAAAAUCAAAAGCCACUAUGGGAAUAAGGUGAAGCGGUCACCAAGAAAUUGCUUUUUAUCUUUGUAUUUAUUUGUUGUGUUUUAUUUUCUAAAAAAUGUAACAUGAAAGAAUAAAACAUUUCAAUGUUG